AUGCCCACAUCGACCGAGACUAUCAACGAUAUGGGCGAGAUUUCCAACAUGGAUGAGAUGUAUGGGAUGAACGAGAUGGACAAGAUGGCCGAGCUGCUGGAAAUCAGGAUCCCCCUGACCUCUGCCGAGCUCAUGAGACUCUUGCUCGCCGAGGCCGAGGACCGCGAAAUCGACCUGGGCGAGACCCACUGCAAGUCGUUUGAAGAGGUGCUCCCUGCUCUCGGGUACACAGCGGAGACGGUCCCAAAGUUCCGCGACCAAGCUCCGGACGUCGAUCUUGCUGGUACGACGGACUACGCCACUCCGUCGUCGUCAUCUACUCCGACCCCUCCUCCGCUUUCGUUGCCUGCCCAGGGCGCCGUCAUUGUUGAAACCCGCGAGUGUCGCCACGACGGAUGCGACAGGGUCGGCCCCGUUGCCACCAUCGCCAAGCACGAGGGCAGGCCUCAUGUGGAUUGCACCGUGCCGCUGUGCGGCGCACGCACCUCGGUCCUCCCUCGCCACCUUGCCACGGCGCACACCGAACUCGAACGCAUCCCCCCUCGCAUGUCGCGGCCUCUCCAGCCCCUCGAGUGGGAGAUUUUGGACAUGGUAUGGGUGACCCGGGGCAGCUUCCGCGGCUUUCUCCCAGUCAUCCAGAAUCUCAUGCCCGACCUCACUGUCGCCCAGAUCCACACCAUCAUCGAGAAGCACCAGAACCGGUGGCUCACCAUGGACUGUGCGGCUCUGCGUCCCCGCCUCGAGGAGAUGCUCGCUUCCCUUCCACGGGUGUAA
Messenger RNA from Apiotrichum porosum, 774 nucleotides. RefSeq lists its product as uncharacterized. The transcript is spliced from 2 exons. Bases 1 to 774 code for a protein of 257 amino acids. The record is from RefSeq and is a predicted model, not a curated record. Lineage: Eukaryota; Fungi; Basidiomycota; Tremellomycetes; Trichosporonales; Trichosporonaceae.